This is a messenger RNA of Centropristis striata (black sea bass), 1645 nucleotides long. It is a transcript of the gene gkap1, whose product is annotated as G kinase anchoring protein 1. The record is from RefSeq and is a predicted model, not a curated record. Lineage: Eukaryota; Metazoa; Chordata; Actinopteri; Perciformes; Serranidae. The transcript is spliced from 12 exons. Gene Ontology annotation, cellular component: Golgi apparatus. Gene Ontology annotation, biological process: signal transduction. The coding region runs from base 171 to 1325 and encodes 384 amino acids.
AUACCGUUCGUUUUCUUUGUUAAAAUCAGGCACUUCCAAUCUAAAGGGCGAUCAGCAAUCGCUUUUAUCCUUUUUGGCACCAGCGGGCUCCUGUACUCGGGCAAACCGCUGGUAGCAGACCAACAGUAAACCGAGAACACCUUCACGAACAGUUAGUUUUCCUUAUCGAAAUGGCAUCGUCUGCAAUGAUCACCGUCCCCACCACCGCCUCCCGCUUCGCCCUGCUCCAGAUAGACUCGGAUUCGGACUCCGACGUCUCCGAUGCGGGGAAGCCCACCAGCAAAAGCGGACGGGACUCCUCUGGGAAGCCCCGACAAGGAAAGGCAGCAGGAGCCGGGGGGAAAGCGGGUCAGUGCAACGACAAGAAGAAAGACAAGAAAAAGAAGAAGAAGGAGCAGCAGCAGACUGAGGCUAAUGAGUUGCGUAAUCUGGCCUUCAAGAAGAUUCCUCAGAAGUCUUGUGUCCCGCCUCCCUGUAUGACCCUGUCAGGUAUAGCCAGUGAACUUCUCAGCCCUGCAUCAGGGGACCACAAUAUGCCUUCAGAGGGGUGGCAGCAGUGGAAGCAGAGGGACGAGCAGAUAACCUCUGAACUUUAUGAAGCAGACUUGGAAAAAGCCUUGAUUCUAAGUAAACUGGAAUACGAACAAAACAAACCGAACAACAACACAAACUCCUCGCCAAAGUCUCAAGGAGGAAAAGAGGGAGGAGGGAAGAAGGACAAAAAGAAGAAUCAGCAGGCAAAAGACAAGAAGACAGUAUCGCUGCAAGACUUCCAGGCUGAAGGCAGUGCAGAACAAUUGAAUAAGAAACAAGAGAAAGAGGACGCCAGAGUGGCCAAUCUCGCUUUGGGAAUCGGGCAGGAGGAGCGUUUCUUUAACAAGGUUGAAGAUGACGUCACUCGGAUCAUCCAACAGGAGAGGCGACGUGAGCAGUACACCAACAGCCAGGGACAAGAAGUGAACACGUCCACAGAACACGAACCAGAUCCCAGAGCAGAGCAGCUGAAGUACGAGCUGGAAAAGAAAGACCAGGAAAUUGAUAAGCUAAAGAAGAACAUCUCACAGUGGGAGGGGAAAUACAGAGAGGUGAAACAAAGAAAUUCACAGCUGCUUAAGAUGCUCCAACAGGGAGAAAUGAAAGAUAAAGCAGAACUCCUUCUACAGGUAGAAGAGCUACUACACAUAAAAGAAGAACUGUCUUUACAGGUAGCAUCACUACAUGGUGCCCUUGAACAAGAAAGGUCUAAAGUCAAAGGUCUGCAGUCAGAACAACCAAAACAUCAGGGAAACAAGAAAGGGAAGAAAGGCUCGGAGUCAGAUCUAUGAAGAUUUCGAAUGGAAAAGACCUUAAAAGCAAAAUUAAAUGAGCAAAUGAAGAAAAAGACUUCUGACCAUAAUCAGGGUUCUUUCCUUGUUUUUUUUCUUGUUCUUUUUUUCGUUUUUUAGCUUGGACUACAUGUCAACAUAUAAUGCAUGCCCCCCUAAUUACACACACAGACACAGAGAUGCAGACAUGUACACAUACACAGAAUACACUCCAGAGGCAACAUGAUGUAUUACACAGCUGAACAAAAACUACAGAAGCUUUUUAAAAAUAAUGAAGGUUGAACUGUGGUGAAAACGUGGCUGGGCUCACACUGUUGCCC